Messenger RNA from Anopheles moucheti, 7224 nucleotides. RefSeq names its product low-density lipoprotein receptor-related protein 6 (gene arr). Gene Ontology annotation, molecular function: protein binding. NCBI's taxonomy places the organism in Eukaryota, Metazoa, Arthropoda, Insecta, Diptera, Culicidae. Bases 584 to 5929 code for a protein of 1781 amino acids. The transcript has 5 exons. The record is from RefSeq and is a predicted model, not a curated record.
GCUUCAAUUUUAAUGCGUACGCAACAAAAGAUUUCAAUUCUACCUCCGUUUCGUGUGCAAUGUGAGUGCAGCUUAGUAAUAAUUUCGCUAGUGUUGCUUGCUUGACUAAUUGUUGUGCUUCAGCGGCAUUGGUUCGUCUCGCUGUCGGCUGUUGUGGGUGGGUAACGCAACCAAAGACGGGCGGCAAAAAGGAGAUGCCGAAGAUGGCCGCCACUGUCGCGAUCUUCAGCAAUUGAAUGUUUCGUUGAGAGCAAAGAAUAAUGUGAGGUAGGAAAUUCUGUACAAAAACGGCGCUACUUCUGGUGUUGGUGGAGUAGAACCGUGAACAAAAAUUACAUCGGAUCGUUCGGGUGCUUUGCUUUAUUGCUAGUGUAAAGUGAUCGUGUGAGGAGCUGGGUUUACAGUGCGGUGCAUUUUGAAGUGUGUAGAAAAGCGCAAAUUCUUCCUUGGCAAGGGAGCUGCACGAAAGCGAGCUGUGUGUAUUAUUAGUGUAGUUAUGUGUGAAUAAUUAGACGACAAUGUCAAUUCGUAAAAGAGUCCCCCGCAGGUUCUAGAGUGUGUGCACGAGUGUGUGAUUGCGUAUAUGUUUGUAUUCAGCAUCCUCGAACGUGCCAGCUAUGACGAGAUGGGCAAGGUCAAGCUAUGUAACAGUGGGGAUCCUCUCCGGCCAACCAUUUCGUCCUGUAGACGGAAGACAGCUUCACCGACGGAACCGACGAUCAUCAGCACCCGAUCAAUCAGCGAUUUCCGUCCCACUGUGGUGCGAACCUUGCAAAAACGCAGCUCGCCGCCUACUGCCAGCAGCUGUGUUGUGUUUUCAACACUGCUGCUAGCAUGUUUCAUCGCAGGACUGUUUAACAAUAAUCAAGGAGUAAAUGCAGCGACAGCCACCGCGGUUGGACCGCUUUUAGCAGCACCGGAACAUUACAGUCUACCGACUGCCUCCGACGCCUCCAGCUCAAUUUUGCUGCUCUUCACGACGUACUACGAUCUGCGCGUGCUUAACGUGUCGGUACAGCCGGACACGAAUGCGCUCACCUACACGAUGGAUGUGCUGCUGCAGGAUCUCAACGAAGCAUCCGCAAUGGAUUUCUAUCAUUCGCGGGGACUCGUUUGCUGGACAGAGAACACGCUUGAGGUGAUCCAGUGCGGGCGUACGAACGGUACGCUGAACGUGACAAGCAAGACGACUGUGAUAACGCACGGGUUGGACAAACCCGAGGGCCUUGCGAUCGACUGGUACACGGACAAGCUCUACUGGACGGAUGGCGAGUCGAAUCGGAUAGAGGUGGCGCAACUCGAACCGAUGGGCAGUGGUGUGGGCGAUCAGGGCCGGCUGCCCAGUGCCCCGCUACAGAAGGUGUUAAUCUGGAGCGAUCUUGAUCAACCGCGGGCGAUCGCGCUUGUGCCCGCCCGACGGUACAUGAUCUGGACGGAUUGGGGCGAAAGCCCGAAGAUUGAGCGUGCCAGCAUGGAUGGUGACCCGCAGAGCCGCACGGUGCUGGUCACGGAUCGGAUAUUCUGGCCGAAUGGGCUGGCGGUGGAUUUGGAGCAGGAGUUAAUCUACUGGGUGGAUGGCAACCAGCGCUUCCUGGACGUGAUGGAUCUGGACGGUGGUAAUCGGAGGACGCUCGUACGAAAGCUCGAAUACCCGUACAGCCUAACGUAUACGUCCAAUUUCCUAUUCUGGACGGAUUGGAAAGAAGGAACGCUACACUAUUACGACAUCCUGCGCGAUCGGCACGAAGAGUUGCUGCGUAAGACGGAAGUUCCGAUCACGGUGCAUGCUUGGGACGGACGGUUACAACCACAGGCGGUGACCGAUUUGGACAAUCCUUGUCGACGCAACAAUGGGAACUGCUCGCAUCUUUGUCUGUUGUCAACGGUGGCACCGGCAGGUUAUAGUUGUGCCUGCCCUACCGGAAUAAAACUGCUCACCGCCACCCAAUGUGCCGAUGGGCCGCAGGACAUGCUGUUUGUGGUGCAGCGUUCGCAAAUCAAUAGGAUAUCGUUGGACUCACCGGACUAUUCGAUUGUGCCGCUGCCGGCUGGCAAGCUGCGCUACGCAAUCGCCAUCGACUACGAUCCGGUGGAGAAUUACGUGUAUUGGUCCGACAAGGAGGAGAGUGCGAUAAAGCGGGCCCGUGCAGAUGGUAUGGGUGGCCCGGCAGAGGAGGUCGUUACCGCUGAAAUACAAGCACCCGAUGGGCUCGCGAUCGAUUGGUUGGCACGAAACCUCUACUGGACGGAUACAGGGACGGACCGGAUACAGGUGUGCCGGCUGGAUGGUUCCUUCCGCCGUGUGCUUAUCUACGACAAUUUGGCAGAACCACGCGCAAUCGCCCUCGCACCGACGCUGGGCUGGAUGUUCUGGAGUGAUUGGGGCCCAAAGGAACCAAAGAUUGAGCGGGCCUCGCUGGAUGGAACCGAGCGCGUACUGAUCGUGUCGCAAAACUUGAUCUGGCCCAACGGAAUUGCGUUGGAUGUGGGCGCACGCAAGAUCUACUGGUGUGAUGCAAAGGCGGACACGAUCGAGGUAGCAAAUAUGGACGGUUCGGGACGAAACACGAUCCUUUCCGACAAUUUGCCGCACGUGUUUGGGCUUAGCCUGCUUGGUGAUUACCUAUACUGGACGGAUUGGCAGCGACGAUCGAUCGACCGUGCGCACAAGCUGACCGGUGCCGAUCGUACGACAAUUGGUGAAAACAUUGCCGAGCUGAUGGGGCUCAAGGUGACGCGUUUGCACGAGGUGCAGGGAACGAAUCCGUGCGCCGUAGGGAAUGGUGGCUGUUCGCAACUUUGUUUGAACCGACCGCGCGAUUACGUCUGCCGCUGCCAGCUUGACUAUGAGCUAGGACGUGACAAUCGGACGUGUUUGGUGCCGGCUGCGUUUCUGCUAUUUUCCAACCAUGGCAGUAUUGGGCGACUGUCGAUCGACAGCCGUAACCAUGCGGACUAUGCGCCGUUCCGGAAUGUGGUCGAUGCGCAUUACCUUGACGUGGACAUCGCGGAUAGGCGCAUCUACUGGGUGAGCCAGAAGCAGAAGUAUAUCUCGCGCGCGUACAUUAACGGUUCGGACGUGCAGCGUAUCGUGGAGACCGGACUGAUGCAGCCGGAAGGUAUUGCGGUUGAUUGGUUGGCGCAUAACGUUUACUGGACGGAUGCGGAAGCGCGCCGUAUUGAGGUUGCACGCUUGGAUGGCAGCAGCCGCCGCAUUCUCAUCUGGAAGGGCAUAGAGGAGCCAAAGAAUUUGAUCUUGGAACCACGCAAAGGCCUGAUGUAUUGGGCCGAAUGGCCAUCGGAUUCGAUACGCCGUGCGGCCAUGGAUGGAGGCGAUCUGUUGACGAUCAUUUCCAAUGCGAACCAUGCCAUCGGUUUAACGCUCGAUCCAGACACGCGGCGACUGUAUUGGGCACGGCAGAGUUUGCCCACCGGCAUCGAAAGUGCGGAAUGGGACGGUAAACGACGGACGCGCCUGUUGAUGGCAGAUGCUGCUGACGGCAAUCGGUUCGUCCCCGUUGCUCUAACCAUCUACCAGGAUUGGGUGUACUGGGCCGACUGGACUACGGAUGAGAUUGGACGGGCAAACAAGACAACCGGUGACAAUCGUACGAUCGUACAUUCGAACCUCAAGUAUACGUACGCACUGCUAGCCUUCCACACUGGGCGUCAAUCUGGCUCGAAUCAGUGCCGCACCAAUAAUGGUGGCUGCACGCAUUUGUGUCUAGCGCAGGGUCAGCGAAAGAUGACGUGCGCUUGUCCCACGCAUUACACACUCAACGCGAAUCGAGUAUCCUGCAGUCCACCUCGCAACUACAUCAUCUUCAGCCAACGGAACUCAUUCGGACGCUUCGUACCGAAUACGGCCGAUUCGCCAGAUAUUCCGUUGCCGGUUACGGGCAAAAACAUACGUGCCGUCGAAUAUGAUGUCUUGACGCGGCAUAUCUACUGGAUUGAAGUUCGUGGUCCAACCAUUAAACGAGCUUUCGAUAAUGGUACCAAUGCGAAAGUAUCCAUGAAUCCCACAUCCUCCCCGUUCGACAUGGCAAUAGAUCCGAUUGGGCGACUGCUCUUCUGGAGCUGUUCGCACACCAACACCAUCAACAUUACCACACUGGAUGGCAAUAUCGCCAGCAUCGGUAAUGUGGAUAUUGGACGAACGGAGAAACCGCGCAGCCUGGCCCUGCAUGCGAUGAAACGGCUGUUGUUCUGGACGGACGUCGGAUCGGCACAGUCGAUUACGCGCGCCAAACUAGACGGUUCGCAGCGUGUCGAGCUGAUAACAAAGCUGGAAGGCAUACAGGCGCUGGCGCUUGAUCCACAGCUCAAUCGGUUGUUUUAUGCGCAUGGCAAACGCAUUGACACGAUGGACAUUAAUGGGCAGGAUGUGAGAACAUUGGUUGCGGAGCACAUCAGCAUGGUAUCGUCGAUUGCAGCGCUCGAUGGUUUUAUUUACUGGCUAGAUGAGCGUCCAGUGAUGGAGCGCAUAUCGGUGCAGGGCGAUAAUCGGCGGGUGGAGAUUCACAAAACCCCACACAUGACGGACAUUGUGGCCGUGUGGACGCCUGAUGAGCGUGUGCUUCGUAAUCACACAUGCAAAACGGCACGUGCGGAGUGUAGCCACAUCUGCAUCGGUUCGCCAGAUGAUGCACCAACCGAACACGUGUGCGCUUGUCCGCAGGGGUUGAUGUUGCUGAAAGAUCGGCGCAGUUGCGGUGAACAACCGAUUUGUGGACCGGAUCACUUUACUUGUGCCGCACCGAGCGAGCUGGCCGAUCGGGAUGGCAAUAAGGAGUGUAUCCCAUCGUCCUGGCGUUGCGAUGGUCAGAAGGACUGUCCGGACCGGUCGGAUGAGAUGGACUGUCCGACGUGCCGUGGUGAUCAGUUUAAAUGCCAGUCGGGUGAAUGUAUUGACAAGCAUCUGGUGUGCGACGGAACGACGCAGUGUUUGGAUGGGUACGAUGAAGCGGUUUGCUGUAAAAACCCGGAAGAUUUCCAGUGUCCGACGAGUAAAGUGUGCAUCUCGUUUCACAACGUGUGCGAUGGCGACGAGCACUGUGCGAAGGGUGAAGACGAAGCACCGGAGAUAUGUAACGAGUACGGCAAUCGUCGAAUGGCACCUAGCUCAAGCAAGAUUACGCUACUGAUCGUCGUGGUGACUGCGGUAGCGGUUGUAUUUCUCGUGGUCUAUUUGCUUCAAACGUUCCGCACCCGGUUCGGUACCGGUGGUGGUGGUCUCGAACCAAAGGAAUGUGAUCAGGCAGCUGCGCCACUGUCGCCCGGUGGACUCAACAAGAACAUUCGCGUCUCGAAGCUGGCGUCCGUGGCGGACGCGGUUCGUAUGUCCACGCUAAACAGUCGGGCAAGUGGUGGCAGCUAUGAUCGCAAUCAUAUUACCGGCGCUAGCAGCUCUACCACUAACGGCAGUAGCUUGAUCGGUUACCCGCUCAAUCCACCACCGUCACCGGCCACUACGGCCGGUUCGACGGGACGCUACUGCAACAGCAGCUACCAUCCGUAUAAGCACUACAAGAUCAUCAAUCAACCACCACCACCAACGCCAUGCUCGACGGAUGCAUGCGAUGAGAGUGAUUCGAACUAUACCAGCAAGAGCAACCGUAGCCAGCGCUGUGGCGGUGGACACGGUUCUGGCACAACGGGUGGCGGUACCAGCAGCUCGGUUGGUAGUGGUAGCGGACGGCACGGGCACGAUGGACGCGGUUCGCUACCGGGCAAGUACAAGGAUCGAUGCUACGAUCCGGAACCGUAUCCACCACCACCGACGCCACGAUCACACUAUCACAGUGACAUCGGUGGCAUGCUGCCCGAAAGCUGUCCACCAUCGCCGAGCUCGCGUAGUUCGACGUACUUUUCGCCACUGCCACCACCACCCUCACCGGUGCCUUCUCCAUCGAGGGGGUUUUCGUAGCAGCUAAAGAACGGAGACGACGUCGAUGACGAGGAAGACGAACAGGAGGAAGAUGAGGACGGAGCGGAGUAUGGUGAUGGUUUGUUUGCAGCUAUCGAGAAGGAACCCAUCACCAGAAGAUAGGUUCGCGUUAGCAUCAUCUUCCGUGUGUGUGCCAUUCAAUGCCAAUCGUCCAUUUAUUUACUUCCCGUCCCGUGCGGGGUCGUCGUCUCCCGAUAGUUUUGUAGGAUUUGUACACUUUAGCUAGGAGCUGUUUAACAUGUAAGAAACUGAAGCAAAUGUAUUGUUCCUCUCCCCCCCCCCCCCCCUUCCCCGCCCUUUCCUCGCCCCACGUAACACAAAUGCCAACAGAAAGUGCCUCCAAAAUGCCUGUUAGGGAGUAAACUUAUUAAGUAAGCCAUAGCCAAAAGAUGUGUGUGUUGCUUUAGCUUUACAACCUUGCAACACCUCGCUGAAACGGGGUGAGGAAAAGAGUGAUUAUACGUUCAUCCCCAUUUUUGUAAAUACCUUUAUCUAAGUUCAUGUCCAUCCGGCAGUAAUUAACAUUAGUUGGCGAAUAAGGUACAGCUCGUCUCUGCUUCGGAUUUAAAACGUUGCCUCCCAUUUGCCAGCCGCAUCUCUCUGCACGGUUCAAUUAUAUCCAGUCUUCCAGUGGUGUGCCUAGAAAAAUUCAAAAAUCAUAGUGUCCCAGAGCAUAUCAACCGAGAGUGAGCUUAGGAGAACUGUUUAGGAUCUGUUUUAUGAUCGAUAACGAACAACCUACUCUGGCGCGGAGAGAGAAGAUUCCCAGUGAGAUACAACAUCGUUUGUUAAUUGUUUGCUCAAUAAGACUGACUUACCCUUCUUUACGCGAAGGACGUUCGCCUGUUAGAUAUAUCCUUCCCCAAUCUUCCCGCUGACGGAGUGUGUCUAUCUCCAAAGUGUACGCAUUAAAUUCUUCCAAGGAAAAAGUAACUGACUGUUGCGUGCGCGUGCACGCACUGAGCGAUAUUAGUAAAUGAUUAGUGUAGUAUGGACGAUCAUGGGUACCCCGUACCGUGAGUUAGACGAAAGCAGGAAGCAGGAAGAUGCCUUAAUGCAUUUUAAAAUGAGAUUGUUAGCAAAACGCAUAACACAUGCCUGCAAUUUUUGAAGCAUUUAUAGAGAAUAUAUCAUGUUAGGGAAGUGUGUAGUUUAUCGUCAGGCCUUCUACUUGCUGUUUUCGCUUUUAAGUAUUCACACAAAUUCUGUCCUGUACAUAUUGUACCAACGAGAACAGAGGAAAUUAACAAAGCAAACUAUCACCAUCUAAUAAA